Molecule: messenger RNA, 993 nt
Organism: Penicillium cosmopolitanum
Lineage: Eukaryota; Fungi; Ascomycota; Eurotiomycetes; Eurotiales; Aspergillaceae
Product: phosphatase PAP2 family protein
Exons: 4
Coding region: 1-993 (330 amino acids)
Biological process (GO): inositol phosphoceramide metabolic process; sphingolipid biosynthetic process
Cellular component (GO): inositol phosphoceramide synthase complex
Molecular function (GO): inositol phosphoceramide synthase activity
Source: RefSeq, a predicted model, not a curated record
AUGGGCUUACUGAAAAGCAUACUUGAACCACUUGCAAUUGCCGCCAUUUUUACCAUCGGGGCCUGGGUUAAUAGGGAGGACGUCCCUUGGUACGAUGAUCUUCGUGCACCCUUGUUAAAGAAUGAUGAUGCAGAUCCGGAACAGAAUGGGUUGAGGGCAGGUCACGGUGAUGAAGCCAGGGACGGGGAAGUCGUCAGGGAUAAUGCCAGUGCAGAACUGGCACCCAAGAGAUAUAAACCGAAUAUACAAUCGCGGAUAUUGGCCCGGUUUCCCUUCAUAAUCGAGAUCUUCUACUGGCUGCUUAUCUACUGGAUCUACCAAGGCUCCCGAGCCAUCUCCGCACGAGUAAUCGCAGGCCACAAAGCCAUAUUCGACAAAGCCGAGCACCACGCCCUUUCCAUCCUAUCCCUAGAAUCCACACUGAGCAUAAACAUCGAACUCCCAACCCAACAAUUCGUCCUCAAAAAAACACCAUGGCUCAUACUCAUCCUCGCCCAAAUUUACUACUCCCACAUAAUCCUCGGCGUCGCAUUCCUAGUAUACAGUUACACCUUCCUCGCGCGGAGCACAUACAAAACCAUCCUCCGCACCCUCGCCCUCUGCAACGGCAUCGCAUUUAUAAUUCUCUCACUAUGGCGCUGCGCACCACCACGCCUCCUCCCCGAGGAAUAUGGCUUCAUCGACGUAUUGCAUAAUACUCGCUCGAAUUCGGAUUCCGCGUGGACGCAGAAUAAAUUUCAGUUAACGAUUGCUGCGAUGCCGUCGUUGCAUUUUGGGGGGUUUGGUUUGUUUUGGCCUGUUGCGAUGGGGGCUACGGUUGUUGCGACCGCUAAUCAUUUUAUUAUGGAUAUGGGUGUUGGGGUUUUGGUUGUUGUGGUUGCUUGGUGGGUUAAUUGGGGGGUUUUGGUUCUUUUGCCGGUUGAAAGGGGGUUGUUUGGAUUGUUGAGGUUGGUGAAACCUCCAGAUGGUGUUGAUGGUGGUGAUGGUGCGUAG